CAUCCCGACGUCGAUCUCUUCUGGCCCCGAUCUACCUUGCAGCAACGAACACCGGGGGUCCAGAGGAUCGUAGGGAAUGACACGGACGACGACAGAGGACAAGACGUAGAGCUGGUUAGAACUAGAGAGGGACAGGGAAAGAGAGAGAGAGAGGCGCAGCGUCGAGGAGCAAAACGAGGCAGCCAAACAUGGAGGAAAUCAUCCCGGGUCUCUGGAUCGGCGACCUGGCCUGCGCACUGGCGACCGACUACCUCUCCCUCGCUGGGAUUACACACAUUGUCACGGCCAUGAAGCAGCGCCUGCCUAGCCCCAUGUCUCUGCCCGAUGGGAGAAAGAUUGAGCGGGCGACGAUGCACCACGUUGCGAUCGAUGAUGUCGACGAGGCUCCCAUCCUCGUCCAUCUGCCCCAGGCCAUCGACUUCAUCGACGAAGCCCUCAGACAGACGUGGCUCGACGAGGGUGAAGGGAUAGAGCAAGGCGGCCAAUGGGCCACCAUGGGCGAGGGCACAGUCAUGGUCCACUGCCAGGCCGGUGUGUCGAGAAGCGUAGCCAUUGUUACGGCAUACCUCAUGAAGACACGAAGGCUUUCGCUCAAGGAGGCCCUGGCCCUGGUGCAAUCGAGGCGUAGCCAGGCCGGCCCCAAUGCCGGCUUCAUGCACCAGCUCGAGCUGUACGAAGCGGCGGGCUGCCACGUCGACCUGCGCAACCAGCAGAUCCGUCGCUUCCUCAUGUCGCAGGCCAGUAUCCUCCGUGGCGAUCCCAUCGAGGAUGUGCUGCUGAGCUACUACCCCACGCCGUCGCAUUCGCCUGCUCCCUCGUCGUCUUCCUCGUCCAACUCUUCGCCCCUGCAGCACGGCGGCUUCCUCGCCUUUAGCCCCUUGGAUAGCGCCGUCGCUGCCUCCUCGUCCUCGGGAGCAGAGGAGGCGCCCAAGCGCUUCAAGACCGUCAGCCACAGGAGCAGCCCUGCCAUGUCUCGCCAGACCAGCAGCAGCGGCGGCGGCGGCGGCGGCGGCGGCGGUAACUCCAUUGCCGUCGCCAUGUCGACGACGACGUCAUCGUCGUCAACAACAGCAUCAACAUCGAUAAAGGCGAGGCCGAGGCGCUACUCGUCUCCGACCCGCAAGCGCGAUGGCAUCCGAGGUAUCGACCUGAGCAUCACGCCCUCGAUGCCGCCCGCUUCCACGUUUCUUCUCGACGAGUCCAAGUCGGGCCAGUCGGACGAGGUCGAGGAGGAGGGCGCAAAGAACUUCAGGGAUGCCUUUACCUCGAUCCUCGAGCCGUUUGAAGUCAUGGUCACAAAGGGCCGCGGCAGGCUGCCGGGGGGCGUGGAGGCGCUGCGGGGAAACGAGGGAAAGAGCAACGUGGGCGCGCUGCCCAAGCCCCACUACCGAGACCGCAAGCUGAGGUGCAAGAUGUGCAGGCGCGAGCUCGCGGCCAGAGACCACGUCGUCGAGCACGAGGAGGGACGGGGGCAAGAGGCAUUUGCGGUCAGGAAGAGGGGCAAGGACGAGGCAGAGAGGCAGAAGCAGCUGCGGACGGCCGUGCCCGGCGGUGGUCGUGCUUCUUCUGUCACAAGAAGUGCAGAGACCUUGGAGCAGAAGUUCGGAGCGCAGCUCAGACCAGAGCAGCAGCAGCAGCAGCAGCAGCAGUCGCCAACGCAAACAGACGAAGAGGAGAAGACAGCAGCCCAACCAUCAUCACAAAGCAACGGCAAUGCGAGGCCAAUUCAGUCGGCUGCCAGCCUCACGUCGAGCCUGCCGCCUCAGCUUGCUGCCUUGCGACUCGGGCGUGCUGGCGGCGUGCCGACUGCUGCUGCCCCAGCUGAUGCGAGCGCAAAGGCAGAUGGCGAGACUAAGACGAAGGAGUUCACAGAGGAAGAGCUGCUGCCCCGGUCGAAGGAUGCGUCGAGACGGAUGCUGCAUUCGCCGCAGUGCAGCGCCUACUUCGUCGAGCCACUCGCUUGGAUGCAAGGUCUGCAGCACGGUGAGAUCUCGGGCAGGCUCGUUUGUCCCGCGCCGAGGUGCGGUGUCAAGCUCGGAAGCUGGGAUUGGGCGGGCAUGCAGUGCGCAUGCGGUGCAUGGGUCACACCGGCGUUUGCAUUGCACAAGUCAAAAGUAGAUGAAGUUUGAAGAGACCUCGAGAGAUGCUGUAGUAAUAGUAGUAGUAGUAGUAGUAGUAGUAGUAAUAGAGAGGACUCGCA
Molecule: messenger RNA, 2200 nt
Organism: Acaromyces ingoldii
Lineage: Eukaryota; Fungi; Basidiomycota; Exobasidiomycetes; Exobasidiales; Cryptobasidiaceae
Exons: 3
Coding region: 189-2129 (646 amino acids)
Biological process (GO): protein dephosphorylation
Cellular component (GO): nucleus
Molecular function (GO): protein tyrosine/serine/threonine phosphatase activity
Source: RefSeq, a predicted model, not a curated record